UUUCUUUACUCUCCAAACCACUUCUUUUUUUUUACUUCAUAAGCAAGCGGCAUCCUAUCCCAUUAAGCCUCUUGCCGUUUGAACUAAAGGAAAAACACCCCCCCUUCUCUUUCUCCCUCUUCGCAUCUUAUCCGUCGUCACACACAUAUAUCACCCUUUUCUCAUUUUGUAUUAUAUCACUCGGCAUAAAUAAUGGCAUCGAUCCGCAACAACGACAAUAAGAACAACAAUAGCGACGGCCUCCAACUCGACGUUCGACACCUUUCGUCCAACUCGCUUAUCGCUGCUAUCCCACAACUCUUCCAACUGGCCAGCAGUCGGUCACCUGCUGCUGUUCAUGUCGCGGCCGAUCAGUCUGCCGACGCCAUUGCCAAGGUCAUGGCCGUGAGCCAGAGCGGUCUUGCCUUGCUCGUUUCAACCUCGGAACAAGAAGCGCGUGAUCUGGCAACGAUUGCUCACGCCGCAUCCAUCAAGACCCGCACAGCAUUCUUGCACUUUUACGACAACCAACUAAAACGCGUUGAGCCCGACACAGCACUGGUGCAGAAGCUGGUGACGGAAGAGGAUCUUGAAAAGUAUAAGCAGGAAGAUGCAGCACCUCAACAACAAACAGCUUAUCUCCGAUACAAAUCUGCCAAACCGGAGGAAUCCGUCGAUGUGUUUGGAUCAUUGCAGCAAGUCUUGGAGCAGUUCUCGUCCGUCGUUGGCCGCUCCUAUGCUCCAUUCUCCUAUGUCGGUCACCCCGAGGCAGAGCAUGUGAUCGUCUCAUUAGGCGCUGCUGCUGAUGCUGCUGAGAAGCGCGUCCAAGAGCUCAAGGACCAGAAGGUCGGUGUGCUCAAGGUCCGUGUCUUCCGUCCUUUCUCGGCCGCCGAAUUCUUCAACGCCAUUCCCAAGUCCGUGAAGCGCAUCGCUGUCUUGGAACCCCAGGAUUAUACCGCUUCGUGGAACCCAGUUUUUUUGGAGGUCGCCGCGGCCUACCAAGUUGCUGGUGACAGUGAGGUUGAUAUUGCCGGUGCUCAAUAUGCUGCCACUGUCUCGGCCAAGGACGUCGAUGCUGUGCUCGCUCAACUUGAGAAGCCUACCUUGGAGCGCCGCUUCGUUGUUGCCGAAAAGGCUGCUGAUUCGGCCAAGCCAGCCCAGCAACAGACUCCCAUAGAGACACCCUAUGUCAAGCUUUUGGACCAAGUGUUCCAGGAUCGUCUGGAAAUUGCCAACGCCGUCAACAGCGAGUCCGUGUGGGCACCCAACGCUUCCAAGCCCGAGACCGCCACUCCCGAGUAUGGCUACGGUAAAUUGAUCAGCAAGAUCCAAGAGCGUGCCCGCUUCAUCGACGCUGUCGAGAAGGCCGUCAAAGAUACCAAGCUGGCCGUCGAAGCACAAAAGACGCUUUCGCACUGGCUGUUGCUCGCCAAGUCUGACAAGUACCAGCCCGAAAAGACGGACGUGGCUGCAGAAGCCGUGGUCAAGACCCUCGAGGCUCAGGGCGACAAGACUUUGUUGGCUCAGAAGGAUUUGUUGCGCGAAAAGUCCAACUGGUUGGUCGGAUCCGACUCGUGGGCUUAUGACUUGGGUCAGUCUGGUGUGCACCACGUUUUGACCUCUGGCGAGAACGUCAACAUGCUCAUUGUCGAUACCACCCCUUACUCAUCCGAGGUGGAUCGUGAGCAGCGCAAGAAGGAUAUCGGUCUGUACGCCAUGAACUAUGGUGAGGCCUAUGUUGCUUCCGUUGCCAUCUACUCGUCGUACACUGGUGUCUUGCACGCUUUGCUUGAAGCCGAUUCCUUCAAGGGUCCCUCUAUUGUCUUGGCCUACUUGCCUUUGGCUGAAUCGCGCGACUCGCUCAAGACCCUCAAGGAAACCAAGGUCAGCGUCGACAAUGGCUCGUGGCCCUUGUACCGAUGGAACCCUGCUUUGGAGAAGGAGGACAAGGAGUCAUUCACUUUGGACUCGCAGCGUAUCAAGAAGGAUCUCGAGACUUUCCUCAAGCGCGAGAACCACUUGACGCAGUUGGUUGCUCAGAACCCCGAUUUUUCCAAUGCUCUUGUGAGCUCCGUUGAGUCGGAUGUCAAGAAGCGCCACAAUGCUUUGAAGUCCAAGGCUCGUGAGGAUUAUGCCAAGUUGCUUUCUGGUUUGUCUGGCGGUGCCAACGGCCCUCCUCUCACUGUCUUGUUUGGUUCGGACAACGGCAACGCUGAAGGUUUGGCCAAGAAGGUUGCUACACGCGCCAAGUCCCGCGGUUUGAAGGUCAAGCUGAUGGCUAUGGAUGACUAUGGAGAUAUCCAGGACCUUGCCGGUGAAACCAACCUCGUCGUCAUUAUCUCGACUGCCGGCCAGGGUGAGAUGCCCUCGAACGCCCGUGAAUUCUGGAAGGCAUUGAACGGUUUGAUUGUGGGUGAUAUCAACUUGGGCGAGCUGCGCUAUGCCAUCUUUGGUCUUGGUGACAGCCACUACUGGCCUCGUGAGGAGGAUGCCAUUUUCUACAACCGUCCUGGCAAGCAGAUCGAUGCCAAGCUCGAAACGCUCGGUGCUGGUCGCUUGACUGACCUUGGCAUGGGUGACGAUCAGGAUGCCGACGGUUACGAGACCGGUUUCCAGGCAUGGCAGCCUGAGUUGUGGAAGGCUCUUGGUGUCAAGGAUAUCGGCGCUGAUGACGAACCUCCCAAGCUUACCGACGAUCAGAUGAAGAUUGAAUCCAACUAUUUGCGCGGUACCAUUGCCGAGGAUCUCCGUGACGAGUCCACGGGCGCUAUUUCCGAAAUCAACGGCAAGUUGCUCAAGUUCCAUGGUUCUUACGGCCAGGAUGAUCGUGAUAUCCGUGAGGAACGCAAGAAGCAAGGCUUGGAGAAGGCUUUCAGCUUCAUGAUUCGUGUGCGUAUGCCUGGUGGUGUGUCCAGUCCCGAGCAGUGGAUCGCCAUGGAUGACCUCGCAGACAAGUACGCUAACGGUGCCAUCAAGAUGACCACCCGUCAGGCCUUCCAAUUGCACGGUAUUCUCAAGCGCAACUUGCGUUCCACUAUCCGUGGCAUCAACCAUUCUUUGUUGAGCACUUUGGCUGCCUGUGGUGAUGUCAACCGUAACAUCAUGGUCACUACCGUUACUGAGAUCCCUGAGAUUCACGCCCAGGUACAAAAAUUCGCUCACGAGGAGCUCAUGCCCCACCUUGCUCCCAAGACUACUGCCUAUCACGAAAUCUGGCUUGCUGAUGAAAUGGUUGCUGGUCACGCCGUACAAGACUUUGAGCCGCUCUACGGUCCUACCUACUUGCCACGCAAGUUCAAGAUUGUCGUCGCUGUGCCACCAAACAACGAUGUCGAUGUUUACGCUCACGAUCUUGGUUUCAUUGCCAUUGUCGAAGACAAGACUGUGGUUGGUUACAACGUCACUGUUGGUGGUGGUAUGGGUCAAACCCACGGUAACAAAAAGACAUAUCCUCGUCCUGCUACUAUGUUUGGCUACGUUGCUGCCAAGGAUGCUUUGGCUGUUGCCGAGGCUGUCAUGACCACUCAGCGCGACUAUGGCUGCCGUACCAACCGUAAGCACGCCCGUCUCAAAUACACCAUCGACGACCACGGUGUGGAGUUCUUCAAGUCCGAGGUCGAGAAGCGCAGCGGUGUCACUUUCGAAGCCGAGCGACCGUUCGAGUUCCGUGACAACGCCGAUCAUUAUGGCUGGUGCAAGGGUGUCGAGGACAAGUGGCACUUUGGUAUGUUCAUUGAAAACGGCAAGGUCAAGGACUGGCCUGAUUUCCCUGUCAAGACUGGCUUGCGCGAGUUGGCCAAGUGGCACAAGGGUGAGUUCCGCUUGACGCCCAACCAGCAUUUGGUGAUUGCCAACGUACCCGAGGCCGACCUGGAAAAGACCAAGCAGCAUUUGGCCAAGUACAAGAUGGACAACAUCCAGUUCACUGGUCUGCGACUGAACGCCAUGGCCUGUGUUGCUCUGCCCACCUGUGGUUUGGCCAUGGCCGAAUCUGAACGCUACCUGCCCACUUUGGUUGGCCACUUGGAGUCUGCAGUAGAAGAAGCUGGUCUGCGGGAUGAUGCCAUCACUAUCCGUAUGACUGGUUGUCCCAACGGUUGUGCCCGUCCUUACUUGGCUGAAUUGGCCUUUGUCGGCAAGGCACCUGGUGCAUACAACGUAUACCUGGGUGGUGGCCACAAGGGUGAACGUUUGAACAAGUUGUACAAGGAGUCUCUGCGUGAAGAGGAGAUUCUGGCCGAGAUCAAGCCUAUCAUCAAGCGCUAUGCAGCCGAACGGAAUCAGGGCGAGCCUUUCGGUGACUGGGUCAUCCGUGCUGGAUACGUCAAGAAGACCAUCACUGGUCUGGAUUUCCAUGAUUUGUGAAUAGAAUAAUAUCAAAAAUGGCAUUAUUAGUAGUUGUAACAUCUUUCUCUUUUUGCUUGAACCACCAAAACAUAUCUUCUUUCUCUUCAUG
This is a messenger RNA of Zychaea mexicana, 4435 nucleotides long. RefSeq lists its product as uncharacterized. Gene Ontology annotation, molecular function: sulfite reductase (ferredoxin) activity; FMN binding; heme binding. Gene Ontology annotation, biological process: sulfate assimilation; amino acid biosynthetic process. Gene Ontology annotation, cellular component: sulfite reductase complex (NADPH). Bases 193 to 4344 code for a protein of 1383 amino acids. The record is from RefSeq and is a predicted model, not a curated record. NCBI's taxonomy places the organism in Eukaryota, Fungi, Mucoromycota, Mucoromycetes, Mucorales, Lichtheimiaceae. The transcript has 2 exons.